UUACGAGUUCGAUUAUUGUUAGGGUCACGGACGUCAAAUUAACGCAACUCAUCCAAAUUUCGUUUGGAGAAGUAAUAUUUCCCAGUGAUUAAUCUAUGAACACUCUAGAAAGUAUUUCUCAAACGAAAUCGCUUGUAAAUAUUUACCCCAUGUCGGCUGUCCUGUCGUCCUCGCCCUGUCGGUGAUGGUUUCCCCAUCAUGCAUGCCAACAUAAAUGUCAACAUAACCAAAAACCAAAUAAAUUGUUCAAAUUUUGAGUAUGUGGACUUUUCCUAGGACUAAACUGCCUACAGGCAAACCAGCACGGUAUACUAUGUGUUGGCCAGUGAUAGUGAUUAAUCCGUAAAAUGGAAAAGAGCAAACAUGGCAAACACAGUAAGGAAAAAUCCAAAAAAUCCAAACGGCGUAGACACAGAGAAGAAAACGGUUCACUGAAUGUUUGCAUUGGGACAGUGAGAACUAGGCUAGUAGAGUAUUCCGAUGUGAGUUCUGAAGAUCUGUCUGGCCCUGAAGCUGGAGAAAUACAGAGUGGUGAAGAGGGUAGUUUAUUGUUGAGCGAAGAUGGUGAAUUAGAUGUUGAAAUUGACACAAUGCAGAGAAGUAGUCACCGUAGCAGGUACUCCCACCUUGAGGAUGAUAUGUACCUCUCAAGAGAAUCUUCACUCAUAUUGGUUUCACCAGGCCGUAGACAUCGCCUAGACCCUUCUAUGAUACCAAGGUCACCGUCACCGGCCCUGCUUGCAAGAGAAAGACAACAUUCAAUUUCCUCCCACUCCUCUCGCUCCAGCGAAUUGAAAGCCGUCAAACACCGGCGAACAGUCGAAAUAUCCCCGGAAGAAUAUCAGCCUCCCGCCAAUUCGCCCCCUUACGCCGAAGACUACGAGCCUGUGGACAAGAAAAAACGAAAAAAGAAGGAAAAGAAGCACAAGAAAGAUAAGAAGUCUAAGAAAAAGAAAAAGAAAAAACACAGAUCGAGGAGCACCAGCUUGGAGAGCGCCGCCAGCGAGUCGGCCGGCUCCGCUCUAAGCUCGCCGGUCAAGACGCCCCCGAAGCCGGAGGAGCCGCCCCUCUCGGACUGGGAGCCGCCCAGGGAGCGGCACCACCACCACCGCGACAGGGCGGGUUCGAAGGGCGGCGUGGCGCCCGAGGCGAUCGACACGAGCGCCUGUUCGCCCGUAUCCAACGACAGCCACAUAGCUUCGCCGGAGCCGGUGGUGUACGAGAGAAGCCCGACACCGCCGCCAUUGUCGGUGACGCCGCCGCUCAAGUACAGAGAAUACGCCGCCAGGGAAUACCCGCCGAGAGAGAGCCCGCACACGCCGCCACUGCAUCACCAUCAUUCUAACAGGACAAUUUACAAUCACUACUUAGCGGAGGAGACCAUCCGGAUAAGGGAUUCCCCUAUUUUGAUCGACGACAGGCUGUCGCCCGAGAAAUCGCCUUACAGGACGGUGACGCCCGAUCCGUCUAUGCACACCAGCCACAAACAUCGGUCGAUGACGCCUAGCACCAGGAGGAGGAAGAUGGAGCGGGAGAUGUUGCACAGAAAGCAUCGGAAGGAGAGGAGUAAACGGGAGAAGAGGUAUUUAUCUAGGAGUCGAAGUCCAAUAAGUAAAAGAAGAUCUAGAUCUAGCAGUUAUGGAAGAAGUAGUAGACAUUAUGCUAGUCCAUCACCUACUAGAAGAAAGAAACACAAAACCUCUAGGAGUCCCAAGAGAGAUAGGAGUCCAAGUCGGCACAGGCACAGGAGUCCGUCUCCACACUCGAUCAGGUCAUCACAGUUGAAGAACAAAAUCACGGACGCCAGUCUGUUCGCGGAAUUGGUGAAGGACAGGCGCAAGAGAGAGAUGGAGCUGAAACGACUGGCGGAACAGAUGGAGCAAAGCAAGACGGAUUCGAAAAGGGAAGCGAAUGCCGAGAAUCACGUGACGGUUGUGGAUGAGGUCGAUUUGACUCAAAACACUGCGGACGACGAACCGAACGGACACGCUCCCAUGCAAUCGAUGGCCGUCGAUGAUAUCCCUAUUCCCGAGUCGGUCGCACCGACGCGUCUCAGCGAGAUCUGUCUGCCCCCCGCCUCUGAAGCGACCGCCCCCGCCAGCGCUGGAGGCGGCGCCGACCCGGUGGUGGCAGAUCGGCCGUUGAGGACGCCGCCAACGCCGCCGUUGCCGCCCAGGGAAGGUGGGGCGGGGGACAACCACGCUGCCAAAUACACUCCAAGCUCCAACUCCAACCUCAUCCACAUCGUCACCGUCGACCCUGCGGACGCUCAUCCGCCUACGCCCGCCCCGCCCCCGGCAGGCCGCAUUGCUCCGCCCAUCACUAGCACAGCCCCGCCCCACACUAGCGUCACCCCGCCCAUCGCCGAGCAGCCGACGGGCAAGCAGCGGCCGAAGAGCGUGACGCGGCUGCCGCUGCCGCCCGGCAUCGACCAGACGCAGCUCGAGGCGAUCGUGUCGCCGCCAAGCCGGUCGCCCAGUCCGGUGAUGCCGCGGGCGGCCGAGAAGGUGCGGGCGAAGACGCCGCCCAGGCGGGGCAUCAAGGAUCUGCCGAUGCCGCCAGUGAUCCCCGGCACGGAAGAGCUGAGCGGCGACGAAGAGCUGCCCGCGACGCCGCCCAGGAACAGCGCGCGGCCCGUCGAGAAGCCAAAGCCCGCCCCGAAGCCGAAGGUGCCCACCAAAAGGCCGACUAUUCUCAAGCGCAAGGGCUCGCGCAACUUCCAGACUUGCGGCAAGGACUGGGGGGAGCGGUGCGUGGAUAUGUUCGAGGUCAUCGCCCAGAUCGGAGAAGGUACUUACGGUCAAGUAUAUAAAGCCAAAGACGUGCACGCCAGUGAGCUGGUGGCAUUGAAGAAAGUCAGACUGGAGAAUGAAAAGGAAGGAUUUCCCAUCACUGCUGUUAGAGAAAUCAAAAUACUCAGGCAGCUGAAUCACAAGAAUAUCGUCAAUCUAAGGGAAAUCGUCACCGAUAAACAAGAUGCCGUAGAUUUCAGAAAGGAAAAGGGUUCAUUCUAUUUAGUGUUUGAAUACAUGGAUCACGAUCUGAUGGGGCUUUUGGAGUCUGGCAUGGUGGAUUUCAAUGAGCUGAAUAAUGCCUGCAUCAUGAAACAACUGCUGGACGGGUUGAACUACUGCCAUAAGAAGAAUUUCUUGCACAGGGAUAUCAAGUGUAGUAAUAUUUUGAUGAACAACAGGGGCGAAGUGAAACUGGCCGACUUCGGGCUGGCCCGGCUGUACAACGCCGAGGACAGGCAGCGGCCGUACACGAACAAGGUGAUCACUUUGUGGUACCGGCCGCCGGAGCUGCUGCUCGGCGAGGAGCGCUACGGCCCAGCGAUCGACAUCUGGAGUUGCGGCUGCAUCCUGGGCGAGCUGUUCCUCAAGAAGCCCCUUUUUCCGGCAAAUGCUGAGAUGCAGCAACUGGACAGGAUAUCACGCGUCUGCGGCACUCCGACGCCCGCCGUUUGGCCUACGGUCAUCAAGCUGCCCCUCUUCCACACCCUCAAGCCAAACAAGCUGCACAGGCGUCGUCUGCGCGAGGACUUCGUCUUUAUGCCAGUUUCCGCUCUGGAUCUGUUGGACAAGAUGCUAGAACUCGAUCCAGAUAAGAGGAUAACAGCCGAGGACGCACUCAAAUCCUCCUGGCUGAAGAACAUCAAUCCAGAACAGAUAUCCGCCCCCGAGCUACCCACCUGGCAGGACUGCCACGAGCUGUGGAGCAAGAAGCGCAAGCGCCAGAUCAGAGAGCAGGCGGAGGCGAUGCAGAACCUGCCGCCGGGCAAACCGCCGCCCGGGGCGGCCGCUGGAGGCGGGGGGCGAGACAAGCCGCCGGGCGGCAAGGCGGACGACGCCAACGACGUGGGCGGGUCCUCCAAAGCCAUCAAGAUGGACGCCUACGACUCGGCAGUGCUCUCGUACGCCCUAGCAUCGGCCACCUGCAAGGGCAAACUGGGCCUGCUGGGCGCCGCCCACGGGGCAGGUCCCAAGCCGCCCCCGGACGAUCCUCUCACGCCUCCCGGAGAGGCGGCGGAGAGCGACGCGGACGGCAGGAACUACCUCUACCAAUUGUUGUAUAAUAUGGAGCAGAUGGCAGUGAGCGGGACCUCCGUGCAGCUGAGUCAUUUGAUGGAGAUUUGCUCUACAAAACAUUUGCAGUGGGAUCAACAAAUAAGUGCGCCACUGGAUGCCUUACUGGGAGAAGUCAGACAAAUUUGUAAAAAUAAUCCUGGACAAAUGCACUUGCUGAAGCUACAUUUCGAAGAUGAAAUCUCCAUCAACCAAGGAAAGUCUUUGAAUACAGAAAUUGUUUGUAAAACUUUGGCGGAUCUGAUGAGACAAUUCGGCCUUGCAAUGGGUGCAAACAUCAUGAAAAAAUCCUAUUCAAGCAACAAAUGCUGAGCAUUUAUUUUGUAAAAUAUCAUAUGAUUUUUCUAUUCUCAAUGAUUUUCACACCUGAGUUUAUUCGUUACACAAGUUGACGUUUUAUGGUAAAUAGAAAUUGUAAAAAUGAAAUCAGUAAAGUACUUAACU
Phaedon cochleariae (mustard beetle) is the source of this 4529-nucleotide messenger RNA. The record is from the annotation of a GenBank genome assembly. NCBI's taxonomy places the organism in Eukaryota, Metazoa, Arthropoda, Insecta, Coleoptera, Chrysomelidae.